GGACUGGCAGCUUUGAACAUAAUCAUAUCUAGCUAUCGCCGCCAGUCCAAUUUGACCAAUGGGCGCAUACUACGACGAGAUAGAAAUCGAAGAUAUGACCUGGGAUGAAGUAAAGGGUGUGUAUCACUACCCAUGUCCCUGCGGAGAUCGCUUCGAAAUUUCUCGGAAGCAGCUCGCAAAUUACGAAGAUGUCGCGACAUGUCCGAGCUGCAGUCUUGUUAUUAGGGUUAUAUAUGACCCGUUGGACUUUGAGGACGAACCACCUGACGAUGAGAUGAGUCAGGAAGGGUCGGAGUCGGAUGAUGACCACUUCGAAGAUGCGCUUGAAAAACUUGUGCUGCAUGAGGAUGUGAAGGUCCCCAAUGUUGCUUUAUGUGCCUGAAGCUGGGACCGGUGAUUGCAUGCGUGGGUUUUUCCGUAGUAAUCCCCUAUGAUGCAUGAAUCAAAUGUUUGCAAUAAAUGCAGGUUCGCUGGAAAAUAUAAAAUUG
Molecule: messenger RNA, 488 nt
Organism: Pisolithus orientalis
Lineage: Eukaryota; Fungi; Basidiomycota; Agaricomycetes; Boletales; Pisolithaceae
Product: zf-CSL-domain-containing protein
Exons: 3
Coding region: 59-382 (107 amino acids)
Biological process (GO): protein histidyl modification to diphthamide
Molecular function (GO): metal ion binding
Source: RefSeq, a predicted model, not a curated record